GCUGUGAUUGGACGGUUCCUAUGCAAGUGUUGCCACAUUUCAAGAAUCUCAAUCAUUGCGACGUUUGGUCGGUCUAUUAGUCCAACGGUCAUGAUAUGAUGAUGCGAAGCCAAGCUCGUCGAAGAUUGUACUGCUGUGAUUGGUUGGCUCGCUACGCAAGUGUCGCCACAUUUCAAGAAUCUCAAUCAUUGAGACGUUCGGUCGGUCUAUUUUCCCAACGGUCGUAACAAGGUGAUGCGAAGCCAAGAACCCGCUCCGUAUUUUCUGCGUAUUUUGCUCGUCGAAGGCUUAAAACCAAGGGAAACGCAUCGGGAGCGAAACAAUCGACGAUACGGUACUCCCGUGAUAAAAUGGCAUCCGCGUAUCUGAAAGGCACUCGCAAGACGUACAGCUUCGAGGAGCGAAAGAUCCUCAUAUCGUUGAUAAACAAGUACGAGAUAAUCGAGGGCAAGAAGUCGGAUUCGGUCUCUAUAUGCAAAAGGAAAUCGGCUUGGUCGCUGGUUGCCGAGGAGUACAACUCGUUGGUCGGGCCUCAGGGUGCACGUUCCGCAGUGCAACUCAGACGUUGCUGGGAAAACAUGAAGGCCUGCAAGCGCAAUCGCGAGGAGAAAAAGACUCGUACGAAAGCGGUUUAUCAAUGGACGAAAGACGAGACUCGGGGAAGGGACCAGUGCUGGGAAGUUGCGGCAACUUGCGGGCAGAAUACAUCGGAAGCGCCAACAUCUACCGGAACCGUCGGAUUGCCACCGAAUGUGUUAUUCGAACCAACGGACUCUGAGCCGUUCACGUUGCAAAGCGUUUGCACCACGAGACUUCAGAAGCCGAGCUGUUCGAAGGAUGCGGACAGUUGCCGAGACAUGAGUUAUGGCGAUACAUUCAAGCAAAUCAUCACCGAUAAAAACAAAUAUGAGGCUUUCGUGGCAUCUUGCAGCCCGAUGGUUGAUUGUCAAGUAAAAUCAGUGAAAACAAACGCCGACCCGGUUACGAUCAACCAAUCGGCGAAAGAUACCCUUGAGAAGGCUCACGUAAAUUCAGGUUUAAACAAUUCGCAUAUCUUAACGUCGCCCUCCGUGAUGCAGCAGUAUAAUCGCAAGAGAAAAUCAGCGCAGCGGGAGGAGGAGUUGCACAUGCUCGCGCUCUCGGAGGCGCAGAUGAAAGUCGACAUCGCCGCGAUGCUGAAGGAGGAGGCAAGGAUCAAGUUGGAGGAGGCUCACUAUCGCAAGGAAGAGGCGCGACUCAGGAUGCUGCUCUUCACUUACAAACUGGACAGAGUCAAGUAGGACUGACGGUAGAUGGAUAAUAUGUUCACGUAAGCCCACUUUCUUUAUUUUUAUUUUUGUCAGAAGCAAGAUGGAUUGGUUACGUGAGUAACAAAUGAGACUGUCUUGUAUGUAAUGUCGAUU
Molecule: messenger RNA, 1403 nt
Organism: Odontomachus brunneus
Lineage: Eukaryota; Metazoa; Arthropoda; Insecta; Hymenoptera; Formicidae
Product: myb/SANT-like DNA-binding domain-containing protein 3
Exons: 5
Coding region: 351-1280 (309 amino acids)
Source: RefSeq, a predicted model, not a curated record